Molecule: messenger RNA, 2093 nt
Organism: Zootermopsis nevadensis
Lineage: Eukaryota; Metazoa; Arthropoda; Insecta; Blattodea; Termopsidae
Source: RefSeq, a predicted model, not a curated record
UCCGGGAAGAAACUAUGGCAGGGAGAGACUUGAUUGGAGAUGUAAGAUUCGAAAUAGUGGAUGAAGAAGAGGAGGAGCAAACAGAUGUGGACGGUAUAAAAGAGCAGGUCCUAAGACGUCCAGAUGUAUUGGCUGCUUUACAAGGGCGCUUGCAUGCAGAAAUGCUGGAGCAACUGCCUGCCUGUGUGAAGCGAAGAAUUAAAGCUCUUAAAAAAAUUCAAUUGGAAGCAACAAAUAUUGAAGCUAAAUUCUAUGAAGAAGUUCAUUUAUUGGAAUGCAAGUACCAGAAACUGUAUACACCCCUAUAUGAAAAGCGAGGAGAUAUAAUCUCGGGUCUAUAUGAACCAACAGAUUUGGAGUGUGAAUGGGAUUCUGGUGAUGAGAAGGAAGAACAACUUAGUUCUGAUAUGAAAAAUAAAGUUAAGAUUGAAGAAGUGGACACUGCCAAGAAGCAGGAGAAUGAGAUUAACAAGAAUGAAGAAGUAAAGGGAAUCCCAAAUUUCUGGCUGACUAUCUUCAAAAAUGUACAGAUGUUGUCUGAGAUGGUGCAGGAACACGAUGAGCCCAUCCUCAAAUAUCUGUUUGAUGUCAAAGUGAUAUUCCUGGAAUCAAAUCCCAUGGGCUUUGUUUUGGAGUUCCAUUUUUCUCCAAAUGAGUACUUCUCAAAUUCAGUGCUCACAAAAGAGUAUGAAAUGAAAUGUACGCCAGAAGAAGGUGAUCCAUUUAGUUUCGAGGGACCAGAGAUCUAUAAAUGCAAAGGCUGCAUCAUUGAUUGGAAGAAAGGAAAGAAUGUGACUGUUAAGACUAUUAAAAAGAAGCAGAAGCAUAAGUCCAGAGGAUCUGUUAGAACAGUCACAAAGACUGUUCAGAAUGACUCUUUUUUCAAUUUCUUCUCGCCACCACCUAUUCCAGAUGAUCCUGAAGUAGAAAUGGAGGAGGAGACCCAGGCACUGCUGACGAGUGAUUUUGAAAUAGGGCAUUACAUCAGGGAGAGAAUUGUACCUCGAGCCAUUCUGUACUACACUGGUGAAGCACUGGAAGAUGAAGAUUUUGAAGAAGAAGAAGAGGGUGAAGAAGGGGAGGAAGAGGAUGAUGAAGAUCCAGAGUUUAAUCCAGGGAAUAAGCAGCGUGCUACGCCUGCGAAGAAUGUGAAUCCAGCCGAUUGCAAACAGCAUUGCCUGGGCGGCAGGUUCUCCAUGAAAUCUGUUGGCAUUAGCUCUUCCCAGCAAAUGCGUUACAAAACCAUGAAACUGGAAGGCUUUGUUUUGGAGUUCCAUUUUUCUCCAAAUGAGUACUUCUCAAAUUCAGUGCUCACAAAAGAGUAUGAAAUGAAAUGUACGCCAGAAGAAGGUGAUCCAUUUAGUUUCGAGGGACCAGAGAUCUAUAAAUGCAAAGGCUGCAUCAUUGAUUGGAAGAAAGGAAAGAAUGUGACUGUUAAGACUAUUAAAAAGAAGCAGAAGCAUAAGUCCAGAGGAUCUGUUAGAACAGUCACAAAGACUGUUCAGAAUGACUCUUUUUUCAAUUUCUUCUCGCCACCACCUAUUCCAGAUGAUCCUGAAGUAGAAAUGGAGGAGGAGACCCAGGCACUGCUGACGAGUGAUUUUGAAAUAGGGCAUUACAUCAGGGAGAGAAUUGUACCUCGAGCCAUUCUGUACUACACCGGUGAAGCACUGGAAGAUGAAGAUUUUGAAGAAGAAGAAGAGGGUGAAGAAGGGGAGGAAGAGGAUGAUGAAGAUCCAGAGUUUAAUCCAGGGAAUAAGCAGCGUGCUACGCCUGCGAAGAAUGUGAAUCCAGCCGAUUGCAAACAGCAGUAACAAAAUUGGCCGGACUUACCACCACUCACACUCAUAUUUGGCAAGCUUAUGAUAUGAUUUUUGAGUCAUGUUUUGUAUAAAAUUUAUUGUAAAAUGUAAUCAAGUGGUUUGCAUCGGUUCGCCAAGGUACCACUUGUAAUGGGCUCGUUAUUUUUUUCUUUCAACUUUUAAGUUACAGUUUAUGCAAUAGUUACAAUAUUUGUUAUGUGAGAGAGAAAAAGUUCGUUGCUUGCAAUUUUUUGGGUACUGUUAAUAAAGAUACGCCUUUUUACAAUUGAA